This is a messenger RNA of Penaeus vannamei (Pacific white shrimp), 1140 nucleotides long. Its product is annotated as secreted protein C. Lineage: Eukaryota; Metazoa; Arthropoda; Malacostraca; Decapoda; Penaeidae. Gene Ontology annotation, cellular component: extracellular matrix. The record is from RefSeq and is a predicted model, not a curated record.
CGGUUUGGUGUAGUUGCAAGCUGUCUGCAGUCAUGAAGGUCGAGAGAGUGCUCUUAGUCAUCGUCGCCUCAGCGUCGGCUGCUCCUCAGUUUCAGUUCAAUGACGCGCAGCCGAUGCCCUACGACUUCGCUUACGGCGUGAACGUCGAGAGCACAGGAGACGUGAAGGAACACAAGGAGUCCGUGUCUCCUUCGGGCAGAACCGAGGGCGAAUAUCGCUGGCUGCAGCCCAAUGGACUUUACAGAGUAACGCGAUACUUCGUCGACGGAGACGGAGGAUACCAAGCCUCAGUGAGCGAGGAACCCGGAGACCAGGUGGCCAACUACUACUUCAGUUCUCUGGCCAACGCCGGCUCCUCCAGCAGCACACAGGUGUCACAGCAGGGCUUCAGCAGCUCGCAGUCGUCAGGUAACGGUGCAGCAUUCAGUGGGUCCCGCUUUUCAAGCAACCAGCAAGCCUUCGGCACUUCACAGUUCUCUGGGAAUCGGCAAAUCUUCGGGAAUUCACAGUCGUCAAGAAACCAAGCUGCCUUCGGGAAUUCACAGUCUUCAGGAAACCAAGCAGCCUUCGGGAAUUCAUUCUCUGGGAAUCGGCAAAUCUUCGGGAAUUCACAGUCGUCAGGAAACCAAGCUGCCUUCGGGAAUUCAUUCUCUGGGAAUCAGCAAAUCUUCGGGAAUUCACAGUCGUCAGGAAACCAAGCAGCCUUCGGCAAUUCGCAGUUUUCGACCAACCAACAGUUCUUUGGCAACUCGCAGUCUUCCCUCGACCAGAACCGCUUCCUCUCCUCGCAAAGCCUCCAAAACCAGCCCAAUUCUCAGACUGGGAACUUCGUCGGCAGCAGCAUCAUUGACGGCGGCGUGAUCAGUGGCGGCGUCAUCGACGGAGGCGUCAUUGACGGGGGCGUCGUCAACGGAGCCACUUUCGGAGCCACCAACGCUUUCAGUGACAGCAACAGCUUCAGUCAGGGCGUGACAAACUUCCAGACGUCAGUGGCUGACAGGAGCGACAUCAACCGAGGCGUUGCUGUCAUUCUGGCUGGCAGUUCUUUGCCUACCUCUUUCAGGGGGUGAAAAGGGUUGUUUUUAUGUUGAAUAAUUAUGAAAUAGAUAUAUAUAUAUACACUGUGCAUUGUAUUUUUAU